Molecule: messenger RNA, 1479 nt
Organism: Pogoniulus pusillus (Red-fronted tinkerbird)
Lineage: Eukaryota; Metazoa; Chordata; Aves; Piciformes; Lybiidae
Product: antigen-presenting glycoprotein CD1d-like
Exons: 5
Coding region: 1-963 (320 amino acids)
Biological process (GO): antigen processing and presentation, endogenous lipid antigen via MHC class Ib; antigen processing and presentation, exogenous lipid antigen via MHC class Ib; positive regulation of T cell mediated cytotoxicity
Cellular component (GO): external side of plasma membrane
Molecular function (GO): exogenous lipid antigen binding; endogenous lipid antigen binding; lipopeptide binding
Source: RefSeq, a predicted model, not a curated record
AUGUCUCCUACAGGGAGCAUCACUCUCCGGCUGCUCCAGAUUUCUACCUUCCAAAACAGCUCGUUUAUGGGCACAGAGGGGCUGUGCUUUCUGGAAGACAUUGAGCUCGGUUCUCUUGAUAAACACAACUGGAACAUCCACAUCUACCAGCCCUGGGUACAUGCAGCCCUGCCCCCUGGUGACUGGAAAGUUAAAGAGGAGAUGCUCAAAAUCUAUUUGCAGAAAGUGACCUAUGUGAUCAAUGAGGGUGCCACAGAGAACGGUGUGCCCUACCCCUUCGUGGUCCAGUGUAGGGCAGGCUGCGAGAUCUACCCCAACAGGACCUCCCGGGCCUUUUUCUAUUUUGCUUACAAUGGCCAAGGCAUCCUCAGCCUCGAUCUAGACAAUGGCACCUGGAUCCCCUCCCAAGACACCAACAUAUCCUGGUACUUCCUGGGUGUCCUGCGGAACUACACUUCCCUGAGUGAGCUGGCGGAGGUGCUCUUCAAUGAGACCUGCGUUGAUGACAUGGAGCUGCUGCUGCGCCAUGGGCAGGCAGCUCUGGAGAGACAAGAACUGCCCGUGGCUACAGUCUUUGCCCGCACGCCCAGCCCAGCCCAGCUGCUGCUGGUUUGCCGCGUCACCGGCUUCUACCCACGGCCCAUCAGCGUGGCCUGGCUGCGGGAUGGCCAGGAGGUGCCACCGGGCCCAGCGCUCAGCACCAGCAGCAUCCUGCCCAACGCCGACCUCACCUACCAGCUGCGCAGCAUCCUGGCCGUGAGCCCCCGCGACGGGCACAGCUACGCCUGCCGCGUGCGCCAUCGCAGCCUGGGCACCCGCAGCCUCCUCGUCCCCUGGGGGCACUCAGAGGUGGUGCUGAUUGCAGGGCUCGGGGCCGGGCUGCUGGCAGCUGUGGCCAUGGCUGUCAUCGUGGUGCUCUGGGUGCAGAGAUGCAGGAAGCCCCAGCAGAUGGAGGAAUCUUAGUCCAGGAAUUCCAUCCUGAGCAAAGAAGCUUAGUGACCUAAGGGAACCAGCAGCCUCCAGUUUGUUCUACCUCCCUCAGGGGGACACAAAAAUCACCAUUCUUCUGCUUUCAGAAAACUCUGGGCACUGCAGAGUGUGAGAUGAAGUCGACUGCGAGAUGUAGAGACCAAAUGUGAGGAGCUCCUGACCCACUUUGAUUUGCUAAGCAGAGCAGGAUGCAGCUCUGAGAGCUUCUCACUCCUUGCACAUCUAACCUGGGGGCAUUGCCCCAUGCACCCACUGAGGCUCCCCAGGGCACCCACAUGCCCAGGGGCACUUUCCCCUGCUUCUGGUACAAGGACAUAUCUGUUACCUGCUAAGCUGUGGCCUUCUGCUGUCGCUUUCCAGCAUGGCUCCUAGAAGCUGCUCUUACUAACCCUACUGAGAAAUACUUGUGCUGAGGCUGAACUGUUCCACACAGACUAACAGAAACAAGCUGCUGAGCAAGGUGCUAACAGGGAACCUCUGAUGGAACUU